Molecule: messenger RNA, 2226 nt
Organism: Papaver somniferum (opium poppy)
Lineage: Eukaryota; Viridiplantae; Streptophyta; Magnoliopsida; Ranunculales; Papaveraceae
Product: DELLA protein RGL1-like
Exons: 1
Coding region: 17-1645 (542 amino acids)
Biological process (GO): regulation of DNA-templated transcription
Cellular component (GO): nucleus
Molecular function (GO): DNA-binding transcription factor activity; sequence-specific DNA binding
Source: RefSeq, a predicted model, not a curated record
AGGGAAAAAAAUCGCCAUGAAGUUCUCUAAAUCGAUGACUCCCACUAGUGAUUUAUGUUUGCCACAUGAGUUCUUCGAUGAUGAUGAUGAAGACGAAGAAGAGAGUGUCAUGGAGUGUAAAGAAGAAAAGGUAAGUAAUAUUCUUGACAUGAGUCAUUCAGCUAUGGCUUCCUAUCCUAUCUCAGCUUAUCUCUCUAUAUUGGAUAACAGCAGCAAUUGCCUUUUCUCCUCUUCCGCUUCUGCUAGUCCCAAAAUGAGCCAUAAGAGAUUGAGAAAGACGCCGAACAGCGAAGAAUCUAUUGGAAGUAACGAUACUCCUUUAAGUAAUAGUAGUAACGGUUCGAUAAACCAUGGCGACAGUAGUGCUAGUUUGAUUAGUUUGCCACGACUCCAAUUUCGUGAUCACAUUUCAACUUACAAGGAAAGGUUCUUUGCUGCUGAAGCCAUGGAAGAAGCUGCGACUGCAAUGAUUGGAACAGAUGUUGAAUAUAGAGAUGAAGAAGUUAACGAGGAUGGAAUAAAACUGGUUCAGUUGCUAUUUUCUUGUGCCGAGGCAGUUGCUUGUCGUGAUAGGUGUCAUGCUUCGGCCUUAUUAUCUGAACUUCGGAAUAAUGCUAAAAUUUUCGGGACUUCUUUUCAACGAGUUUCUUCUUGUUUCGUCCAAGGUCUUGCUGAUCGUCUGUCGUUGGUUCAACCACUUGGGGCAGUUGGCAUUGUCACUACUUCGGAUUCAACAUCGGCAAAAUCGUUGGAUAUGAAACAAGAAGCCUUGAGCCUUGUUUAUGAGAUAUGUCCACAUAUUCAAUUUGGUCAUUUUGUGGCCAAUCUAUCAAUAUUGGAAGCCUUGGAGGGAGAGAGUUUUGUUCAUGUUGUAGACUUAGGCAUGACUCUAGGUUUACAAUAUGGACUUCAAUGGCACGGGUUGAUCGAUAGCCUUGCUAACCGUGCUGGGGAACCACCACGUGGUAUUCGUAUAACCGGUGUAGGAAAUUCGACGAUGCAUCUUCGAUCCAUCGGAGAGGAGUUGGAGGUUUAUGCGCGAAGUUUGGGAUUAAAUUUUGAGUUCUCCCUAGUAGAAAGCAACUUAGAGAACUUGAAGAAAGAGGACUUCAAUCUUUAUGAAGGUGAAGUUGUUGUUGUAAACAGCAUCCUGCAGCUGCAUUGUGUGGUUAAAGAGAGUAGAGGAGCUCUUAAUUCAGUACUGCAGGUAAUUCAUGAACUUUGUCCAAAAGUUCUAGUUCUAGUUGAGCAAGAUUCAAGCCAUAAUGGACCUUUCUUCUUAGGCAGGUUUAUGGAGGCUCUACAUUACUACUCUGCUAUAUUUGACUCUCUCGACACAAUGUUACCUAAGUACCAUACGAAACGUGCUAAGAUCGAACAAUUCUACUUUGCGGAAGAGAUUAAGAAUAUAGUUAGCUGUGAAGGGCCGGCAAGAGUUGAACGGCAUGAAAAGGUUGAUCAGUGGCGUCGAAGGAUGAGUCGUGCUGGUUUUCAACCAGCACCAAUAAAGAUAAUUUCCCAGGCCAAGCAAUGGUUGGAGAAGCUCAAUGUGUGUGAAGGUUACACAAUUGUGGAAGAAAAGGGUUGCUUGGUUCUUGGCUGGAAAUCCAAGCCGAUUGUUGCAGCUUCAUGUUGGAAAUGCUGAAUCAAACUUACCCGAACGACAAAUUGCUUUCUUUAUAUAUAUAUAUAUAUAUUGGUUUUAACUUUUAACUGCUCUUAGUAGUAUGUAUGAGUCAAUAAUAUAUAUAGAUCCUCAACGAGAGCAGACAUUGUGCUUAAUUCAGAGUGAAAAAGUUUAGGACUGUGAGAUUCUGUUCAGAUGGUGAUGAACAAAUGAAAUAAAUAGGAAGCCACUAAUGCUUUGGUGUGUGUAACGGGAAAGUCGGGUACUCCUCAUAAAUUGAUGGUUUACGCAGUCAUUUGAUUCUCUAGCGUUAACUCCUCCUCUUCAUCUGAAGGUAAACCCAUCUCUUCGUCCGAUACUUCUUCCUCUUCAUCUGAAUCUAUUUUUUUCUUGUUCGAUCUCGUCUUCUCCGACAGUCGCACAAGCUUUUGCCAUUUCAAGGCCAUCAACUCAUCAUAGCUGAACUCCUUAACCUCACGGCUUUCCUCCUCAUCCUCAUAGCUUAAUCUCCACAAUCCCUUGGUCACUCUUCUCCUGCUGCCGGAGCUUCAUGGCCAUCUCUUGUUGCCGUCUCCAAAGCUUUAAUGAGCGACUUCUUG